AUUUCUGUGAACCUCUGUAUAUAUAUAUAUAUAUAUAAAAGAGAAGGAUUUGUGUUGUUUGCUCUGGUGUUCCAAUCCAAUAUCUAGCAUCUAGGAUUCAUGCUAACAGGUCUCUCAAUCGGGCUGACCUGCUCAAAAUCUUAUUUUGCUGUCUUAUUCCAAGAUGAUCACUCAAGGAGUUGAUGCUGUGCUCACCAUUGUUCGUGCUAUUCUAUCUAGAUGUAGGCAUCGUCAUAGACAGCAUGUUAAAGAGGAUUCAAAAGUUCACUUGGGCUUGUUUAAAAGAUUCACCCUGCAAGAGCUACAAGUUGCUACUGAUAAUUUUAGAGAAACGAACAUUGUGGAUGUAAAUGCAUUUGGAAAGGUUUACAGAGGGAAACUUGCUGAUAAUUCUCUGGUGGCAGUAAAGAGAUUGUAUGAAGACAGGUCACAUGGGCAGGAAGAAUUUCAGGCAGUGGGUGAUUUGAUUAACUAUAUAUGUUUCCACCGAAAUAUUCUCCGUGUUAUUGGAUUUUGCAUGACAUCAAAGGAGAGAAUUUUUGUAUAUCCUUUUAUGGCAAAUGGAAACCUUAAAACUUGCUUGAGAGCAUCCAAGCAUCUACUUAAUUGGCCAACCAGGAUGCAGAUUGCACUAGGUGCUGCAAGGGGACUGUCUUUCUUGCAUGAACGUUGUGAUCCAAAGAUCAUACAUGGAGAUCUCCACUCAUCUAAUAUUUUUUUGGAUGAGGAGUUUGAGGCUGUUCUAGGAAAUUUUUACUUGGCCAGACAGAUGGGCUACAAGGAUGACGACGGUAUCAUUGGAAGUGUCCGUGGUACUUCUGGGUUCAUAGAUCCAGACUAUUGUCUUACUGGAAAGUUGUCAGAGAAGUGUGAUGUUUAUGGAUAUGGGAUGACACUUUUGGAGCUCAUCACUGGACUACAGUCUUUUACUAUAGUUGAUGAGGAUGUAAUUUUUUUAAAAGACCGGGUGGAACAGCUACUAAAGGAGAAAACGUUGGACAACAUUGUUGAUCCUAAACUAAAGAAUAACUAUGUGAAGGAAGAGAUGGAGUCCCUCAUCCAAAUUGCUCUACUUUGCACUCAAGGCGAACCUGAACACCGGCCAAAAAUGUCAGAGGUUGUGAGAAUGAUUCAAGGCAGUGGCCCCGGCCGAGAGAUGGGUAGAGCAAGAGCUAGACUUAGAAAUGGCUCUACAUGGAACUUUUCACUUUACUUCUGAUUAAAGUGGCUGCUCUGAUUCAGAUGAGAAUGACAAAGAGAGAAAUUUUCGCAAUUUCAUGCAUGAACCUUCAUAGUCUACUUAUGAUUUGCGGAUAUUUAUUGUUUACAGUAUGGUUUUAUUUUAAUGUGUUUUGAGGACUUUGUACUGUAGUUAUUCUUCUCUGUAAAUUUGGCAUUGUUCUCAUCAGUAAUAAA
Dioscorea cayenensis subsp. rotundata (Guinea yam) is the source of this 1416-nucleotide messenger RNA. Its product is annotated as somatic embryogenesis receptor kinase 1-like. The coding region runs from base 164 to 1219 and encodes 351 amino acids. Gene Ontology annotation, molecular function: ATP binding; protein kinase activity. Lineage: Eukaryota; Viridiplantae; Streptophyta; Magnoliopsida; Dioscoreales; Dioscoreaceae. Gene Ontology annotation, biological process: protein phosphorylation. The record is from RefSeq and is a predicted model, not a curated record. The transcript is spliced from 6 exons.